CCGGGAGUCCAGCCGCAGCUGGCUGGAGAUCUGGCGACUUCCUUGUUGCGAGUCCCGGCCGGCCGGUGUCCGGACUCUCAGCCCCGCCGUCCGUCCGUCGCGGGAGUUUAGGUCACAGACACCACCCCAGUCGCUCGGUGCCCUCGCCCCGCGCCGCUCUCCGCCAUGUCCCACCCGAGCAGCACCUCCUCUCCCGGUCCCCUCCCCGAGGACAUCAGGAACCUGUUGGCAGAUGUUGAAACAUUUGUGGCAGACAUACUGAAAGGGGAAAAUUUAUCCAAGAAAGCAAAGGAAAAGAAGGAAUACCUUAUUAAGAAGAUAAGAGAUAUAAAGUCUAUCUAUCUUCAGGAAUUUCAAGACAAAGGGGAUGCUGAAGAGGGGGAUGAAUAUGAUGACCCAUUUAUUGGGCCUCCUGACACUGUUUCAUUAGCUUCAGAACGCUAUGAUAAAGAUGACGAUGCCCCUUCUGAUGGAAACCAGUUUCCUCCAGUCGCAGCACAGGAUCUUCCUUUUGUUCUAAAGGCUGGCUACCUUGAAAAACGAAGAAAAGAUCACAGCUUUCUGGGAUUUGAAUGGCAGAAGCGGUGGUGUGCGCUCAGUAAAGCAGUGUUCUACUAUUAUGGAAGCGAUAAAGACAAACAACAGAAAGGUGAAUUUGCAAUAGAUGGUUACGAUGUCAGAAUGAAUAACACCCUUAGGAAGGAUGGAAAGAAAGAUUGCUGUUUUGAAAUUUGUGCUCCUGAUAAACGUAUCUAUCAGUUUACAGCACCUUCUCCCAAAGAUGCUGAGGAAUGGGUCCAGCAGCUGAAAUUUGUCUUACAAGACAUGGGAUCUGAUAUUAUUCCUGAGGAUGACGAUGAGAGAGGAGAGUUGUAUGAUGAUGUUGAUCAUCCUCUUCCAGUCAGCAGUCCACCAGCUAGCGGCCAGCCAGUAGAUGAGGACAUAUAUGAGGAACUCCCAGAGGAAGAGGAAGACACUGCCUCAGUGAAGAUGGAAGAACAAGGGAAGAGGAGGCAGGACAGUGUGCAUCACACCUCAGGAGAUAAGAGUACUGAUUAUGCUAACUUUUACCAGGGAUUGUGGGACUGUACAGGAGCUUUUUCCGACGAGUUGUCCUUUAAGCGUGGUGAUGUGAUUUACAUUCUUAGCAAGGAAUACAAUAGAUAUGGCUGGUGGGUAGGAGAGAUGAAGGGAGCCAUUGGCUUGGUGCCUAAAGCCUACAUAAUGGAGAUGUAUGAUAUUUGAGAGUCUGGCAGGAAAAAAGAUCAACAUUUCUACUGAAGACAAAAAUUAAAAUGCAGCUUUUCUCUUGUGCCUGCCAGGAAGGAAGGGUCGUCUGCCUGUCUGCAAGUGCCUUGGAUCUAGAAGCUUCUCAGAACCGAAAGAUGGCUCAUAGCCGUCUUUGUUUUCUUGAACAUCCCUCAUCUUUGGCUAUCAAGGUUUAUAAGUCGUCCAUAUUCUUGAUGUGAAACUAAAUGAGUAGUAUUAAGUUAUAUGCAAGCCAUAAACUUAUACCUGUUGCUUCUUUGUAAAGAAAGGAUUAGUUUUUAUUUACCCAUUUGGUUUGUGUAAGGAGUUCCUUGUUGCUGUGUAUGGAUCCUAUAGUCCUUGUUAUUCCUGUGUGAGUUGUCAAAUUUCUUUUUCAUGGGCCAUCAGGUAUUUUUUAGAAUGUUACAUAGAAUUUCAUAUACGUUUUAAUAAGAUAUAUUGUCAAAACUGCGUGGAUGAUUUGCCUGAGUAUUAUGUUUCAUAUAGUAAUAGCUUGUUUGCAUGGGAGGAGUUUUAUAGAUCAGCAGGUUUACUUCCUGUUCAAUACUGCCAUGAGAAGGAAAUGAUAGAAUCGCAAAGAGGAAUGGCAGUGUGCUGUCACUCGGUACCCAAGAGCAAAGCAGAGCCAGGCAGCGUAGAGCACUUCACCCCAGCAAUACCCUAGCCUGAUGAUCGGGGUGUAGGGGGUGUUGCUAGUGUUUCUCCAUCAUAGUUUUAUUUAAAUUUAAUGAAAUCAAAGAUCCCUAAGAAACCCCAUCCUACACUGAAAUGGUAUAAAUAAACUCAAUGUAUUCUGAGAGUAAGAAUGCAUAAUAGGCAUUCCCUUAUCUUGUCUCUUCAUUGCUGUUGCUUUUAGUACCCCUCUACAAGAAACAGCAGAACUGCAGAUCUGAGUGUCCUGUGUAUGUCUCAGGACACUGAAAAGAGAUUCACAGAAUCAUAGUAGGAACACAUGCCAACAGAUGGAGUAGGACAGUGGUUGUCCAGCAUCCAUAACAUAUUUGUUGCUUCUUAAGUAAGAUUUCCAGAGUCCUGUUAUUACCUUGUCAUGGAUAUUUGAAAUCAAAGGAAUGUUAACUACCUAUUGAGGUGUGAGUAUAGCCUUUCUGUGUAUCGAAUGCACUAGUGUGACUGCAUAAGUUUUAACUCAUGCUGUCCUGAUAGUGAAUCACCAUUUAGUAGUGUCUACCUUUGUUGAACUGUUCAGGUCCUUAAUUUAGAAAGGUAAGGAUAUAAUGAGCUGAUAAUGUUUAAAAGCUUUUAAUUUAUAUAUAACAGUUUACAACUAAGAUUAAAGAAUGUUUAUUGUGCUAUUAUCCCAUAAAUGCUAUGAUCACUCAGUUUCACAUGUCAAAAAAAAAUCUUAAUUUUAAAGGCCAUAAGUGAAGUGAAGUUUAUCUACACAUGUAGUCAAGUAUUCAGAAACUAGACUUGUUCACUUAUCCUUUUCUGUGAUGUAUCAUUGAAGUAGAUCAAAAUCAUCUUAGCAAAAGUUAGAUAAGCAUAGAUGAACUCAGUGGACUCAGCCUGGGGGUUGAACGUUAGAAUAGGUGUUUUCACACAACCUGGUUUAGGGGUACAGGAUUUGUGCCUGUGACUGAAGUGGCCAGUAGAUGGCAGCAGCUUGUCAUUGCAUACAGAACCACUUGGGAGCCCCUCCCCCACUAGGGCACAGCUUGCCCAGAAUGUGAAGUGCUUAAGAGAUUUUUCUGCCUCCUUUUACAGUUAAUCCAGGAGAGGGAGUCCUUUGCCAACUGAUGACCAACCUUUCUAAGGCAGAUAGGCUCUCUGUGAAUGGUGACAAUGCAAAAAUACGGUGUUUCUUCUGUCCAGAGCUCCUCUGGCCUUUGUUCUUUGUUAACCUGAAUAUAGGUGGUAUUGAAAUAGAAGGAAAUGAAACACUUCAAAUUUGGAGUGACAAGAAUUGUCAUUACCUUUGAUUCAUGAGUACUUUCUAUUUGCUAGAUGAAAUCAUUUGUGUGCUACCAGAGAGAAAGUUUUCUUUAGACCCCUGACAAUAUAUCACAUGCUCUUCAAGAUCAUAAUAUCAUUAAUGUGAAUUUAAGCAAUGUGGCUUGUUAGAAAAUAUGCUAAUUGUUAUAUUCUCAUUAUGUUUGCUUAGCUUUUAUUUGUUUUUCUAUGAACAGUUAGCUAAUUUUUUUCAAAGGUGAUUGUAAGUCAUAUUUUAUAUAGCAUUUUGCUUGAUUAUUUGCUCUGUACUGAAUUUGUACUCCAUUGCCAUUAGAUCUUACAAUAAUGUUCCACUCUGCAAAUUUUUAAGGUUCAAAUAAAGUUUAAUUGUUUGCAAACUGU
Molecule: messenger RNA, 3582 nt
Organism: Jaculus jaculus (lesser Egyptian jerboa)
Lineage: Eukaryota; Metazoa; Chordata; Mammalia; Rodentia; Dipodidae
Gene: Skap2
Product: src kinase associated phosphoprotein 2
Exons: 13
Coding region: 166-1245 (359 amino acids)
Cellular component (GO): plasma membrane; cytoplasm
Molecular function (GO): protein binding
Source: RefSeq, a predicted model, not a curated record